This is a messenger RNA of Penicillium manginii, 477 nucleotides long. RefSeq lists its product as uncharacterized. Bases 1 to 477 code for a protein of 158 amino acids. The record is from RefSeq and is a predicted model, not a curated record. The transcript has a single exon. NCBI's taxonomy places the organism in Eukaryota, Fungi, Ascomycota, Eurotiomycetes, Eurotiales, Aspergillaceae.
AUGGAUGCCACGGUCGUUACUUUGAUGUCCCGUCCUCGUUCAAAGCUGACGAAUAAUCAGCCACAGUUGGGUAUCAAAGUGCGCCCAUCUUAUCGAAUCUGCAGCUCGGGCUUCGUUGGUAGCAGGAAUGGCAGCGAUGACAUGCUUCCACUUCUCGACCCAUUCUCCCGGAAUCGCCAAAACACCACCUUCCUCUGGAUAGGCGAUAUGAUCACCGAAUGCAUGAUCCUUACAUUUAGUUGGCUCUUGACUGCUUGUAGCCACCGCUCCAUUGGUUCCCAAAGAGCGGCGCUCGGGCCCAGAACAAGCUGCAAGCGACGGGCAGCCGAUAGCUUUCGAGCCAAGAAGCACCUCCCGGCUCCAACUUCACCAGAUACACACGCACCCUUUCCUGCUUCAUCUGCUUGGGCUGAACCCUCAAUUGUUGUGCAAUAUUUCCCAGGUGCACCGCUAGGAUUAUCCCGAAUCAAAUUCUGA